Mytilus californianus (California mussel) is the source of this 6414-nucleotide messenger RNA. RefSeq lists its product as uncharacterized. The record is from RefSeq and is a predicted model, not a curated record. Lineage: Eukaryota; Metazoa; Mollusca; Bivalvia; Mytilida; Mytilidae. The transcript has 19 exons. Gene Ontology annotation, molecular function: protein binding. The coding region runs from base 150 to 4730 and encodes 1526 amino acids.
CAUUUAACGACAUGUUUGGCUGUUUUAUUGAACAGAUGAAUUUCUUAUCGUGUCUCUUGUAAGGGAAUCAUGUUUUCAACGGACCUCAUAGUGUUAAAAAUAUGUGAAAAUGAUGUAGCUUCACACUAGUAAACAAGAAUUCAACAGUUAUGUGGUACAAGCUAUUGAUGUUGAUACAUUUAUGCGCAGCAUUUCCGCUGAAAUGUCCUGAAACAGCGCAAUGGGCACUCCGUGCAAAUAGUCUCUGUGCGGAUCCAUCAAAAUAUUUUUGUUUAAGGAAUGAUCUUAUCAACGGAUAUUCUGAAAACUGUACAAGGUCCGACUUUCAGCAACCAGGUAGAAAAGCAGUUCUUCGUGGGGGAAUAGAUGCAGAUAUAUGUUCUAAAGAAAGAUAUCAACCAUUCCCACUCAGGUUUUACACAAAUGUUAGUACACAUUGUUUAUUUUUUAAAUCAUUCUGCAAUGAGGAGGGUCAAGUUGUAUAUGACCGUGGAAACCGUAACACUGAUACUACAUGCAGAUGUGACUACAGACGAGGUUAUGAUUUCCUGGUUAAACCAAACAACCUAUGCUUUUGUAAACCACAACAUGAAGAUUGUUCCUGCUACUUGAAGACCUGUUCCAAUAAAAGAAAAAUAUUUUCACCGGAUUACGACUGCAUUGAUAAAAUGAACCGUACUGUGGUUACGCAAUGUCGACCAAUAACAGAUGACAAAGACACCAGUAGUGAAAGACCUGUUAACAUAGAUAUAAUUCCAUUGGAAGACAAUGUUUUUUUUCUAGUACCCUGGAAGAAAAAUGCAGCAAUGGUAGUAGUAGUUCUUAUAUUUUGUACACGUUUGGUCUUAAUGCUCGUUUUAUUUAGAACUUUGAUAAAAAGGUUGAUAUUGAGACAUUGUUGUAGAGUGUUUUUUAUCGAUGAUCAAGCAGGUGAAAUCAAACUAUACGAAGGAGAGGAGUUUUGUUUAAAAUACGUGACGUCACGUUGGAAAUACAUGUAUGAUGUAAAGAUCUACAAACAGUUACAGAACUCGAUUACUGUUCCUGUUCAUCAUUAUAAAAUCAAGAAAUAUGUGACAACUGAAGAUUCUGGAUGGUAUCAUGCAGAAUGUCAUGGCGUUAAAAGUCAAUAUACUUGGUUGACAGUUCAACCUUUAGAAAUUGAAAGCCCACCUCCAGAAGUUCUUGCAACUGAGGGUGAACCACUUACAUUACGUUAUAAACUCCCAGUAGAUAACGUCCGACUUCAUUUUUUCAAAAACAACUAUUACUUAGCGGAAACAGAAAAUAUAACAAAAAAGGUUGAUGGUGUUAUACAUUUGCUGAGAAUCAACUAUGUUUCAUUGAAAGACGAGGGUCAUUAUUGUGUAAAAUUGAACAUCGAUAAAAGCAUAGGCAAAGACACUAAGCUAACCAUACAGUCAAUGUUCACAUUGGAAUGUACAGAUACGACUUGUAUCGAAGGGGAUAAUUUGGAACUGAAAUUCUCACUUUUUUCGGAUAUACUUGAUGUUAGAUGGUUUAAAGACGGAAAUGAAGUAGAACGAAAUGAUAAUAUAUUAAUAGACCGGGAUGGAAGAGAUCAUACUUUAACAGUUCCACAUGCAAGUAUGAGUGAUGCUGGACAUUAUAGUAUUACGGCAGGGAAAGUGCAAAAACAAGUUAAAGUAGAUGUUAAAGCGUUGUUUAUACGUUCCCUGAAGAAUGAAAUGAUAAUGGAGGGCCUAGAAGUAAGUUUUGACUGCGAAGCAGAACAAUCGUAUACAGCAGUAUGGUAUAAAGACGGUCAUGAAGUAAAAUCUUCGUCCAAUAUUACAAUAGCGACGAUGCAAAACGGAAAAGUUCACAAGUUAAAUAUUCUAGUGACGACUAUCGAAGAUAAAGGAAAAUAUGAGAUAAAGAUGAAAGAUAUAUUAAAGGGUGCAGUUCUUGACGUAAAAGAAAUGCCAGAUGCUGUAAAAAAGAUGUCUAUGCAUGACAGAAGUAUGUUUUUGAAGGCAGCUAAAACUGGUAUCGCUGUAAGAUAUUACAUUAGAAUAAUGAUUGUUGGAGAAAAUGGUGUUGGUAAAACGUGUCUAUUAAGACGACUGCUGAAUGAAGACAUACAAAAUGUUGAAAGCACUGAUGGAAUUAAUAUUCAAGUAAGAAGAUGCAAAAUUGACUUACAGACAAAAGAAUGGACAAUUGCUUCAGGUAACGAAUCUUCAAUCAGUCAAUAUGAAACUGAGCAGUAUGCAGACUGUGGAUUUUGGGAUUUUGCAGGACAGAAAGAAUUCUAUGCCACUCACCAGACAUUUCUUAGUACUAAUGCAAUUUAUCUCCUUGUGGUAAACAUAUCUCAAGACUUUACAAAGAAAACCUACAAUGACAUGAUAGAAAACGAAUUCGACAGAACUGGAGCAUAUAUUGACUUUUGGUUGGAUAACAUUCACUGUCAUGCUAUCAAAGAUGACAAUAUAGCCUCAAUAACCCAGAUCGAUUUUCUGAACCCACCUGUAAUAAUAAUUGGUACUGGGGUCGACGAAAUACAGAAUGAAGAUAAGCUUCGUAAACAGAAGAAUAAACUCCAUGAACUACUUAAAGGUCAUUCAAAGCGUAAGCAUAUCCGCAAAACAUACUUCCUGUCAAAUAAACAUUUCUCGAAAUACGAAAAUGAAUUCAAAGAACUGCGAGAACAAAUUGUCCAAGUGGCAAGUAAUAUACCAAAAUGGGGAGAUGAUUUACCAACUAGAUGGAUAGUCCUAGAAAAAGAAAUCGAAAGACAAAUUGCUGUUGAAAACUUUAUCAUUCCAUACGAAGAAGCUGUGCAAUUUGCUGUAAAAUGUUCAUUCCCAAUCACAGAUUUGGAAGCUGAAUUGAAAUCCUUCCUUAAAUAUGAACAUGAAAUUGGAAAUUUGAUAUAUUUUGAUGAUAUUAGAAGUUACAUUAUAUUAGAGCCAAAAUGGUUAGUUGAUGUAUUAAGAUGCUUUGUAUCUCCGUUACAAUUUCAAUCGGAGUUUGUAAAUAUGACUGAAUGGGAAGCACUACAGUCAACGGGUUUCUUGUCCGACAAGUUGAUAAAAAAAUUGUUCGACAAAAUACCAAAACUUAAUUCGGAUAAACACACAAAGUUUGCUUUACAAAUUAUGGAAAAAUUUGAUAUUAUAGUUAAACCCACCACGAUUGAGGGAAGUGAAGAUUACUACAUACCUUGUAUGAUUAAUGUGUCAAACUUUGAUAGUAUUUCAAAAAUGUUCAAAUUAGCCAGCAAAACUUGUUCAAGAAGCUCUUGGUUUUGUCUUGAGUUUAAUUUUUUGCCACCAGCAUUUUUUAAUCACAUUUUAGUUACUUUCGUUAAAAAAUAUCCUUUGUAUGAAGAAAAUAAAAAGCUGUCACUUUAUCGAGGUAUGGGUAUUUUCAACUUAGACGCCGAGAGUUACCAGCCAAAGUUUAGUGUUUGUCUAUCACAGAAUUGUGUUGCAAUGCAAGUGUGGGAAUUUCAUCCUAAAGAGCAGCAGACAUGCGUUGGUAACUAUAGUCAAAUUAGGAAAUACCUGGUAGACACUGUCCAUUUACUUCAACAAAGAUACAGGAUAAACAUUAACUGUACGGCUCAUUUGAAAUGUUCUGAAGAAAUGUAUAAUGAAAAAACUCAAACUGUUUCAUGUGAUGCUGAUUCGACAAAAAGCACACAAUACUGCUCUCAUCACGGUUGCCAUACACUGGAAAACCUACGUAGGAAUUGGUUUCAGGAUGAAGAAAAGGCUUUUACCAGCAAAAAAAACAACAUUCCAGUAAAAUGUCAUUAUUGUGAGAAGAUGCCUGUGUACAGAUGUUAUGAAUGCAGUAACGUUUUAUGUGAUGAUUGUUAUCUAAAGCAUGACAAAUUAACUAAAACAACAAAACAUCACACAUUUCAAUCUACCAACGAUAAAAUGCUACUGAAUAAUAAAGUCGAGGUUUUUGCUAAUAUAGCUGAUAUAAAAGCACUACCGGGAGGAUUAUUAGUGUUUGCUUUGUUUUAUAGUAACAAGUUACAAACAUAUUCAGUCAGCGAUAAGCAACGAAAUGAAAUAAGCGUAGGUGGAAGACCACGUAGUAUUGCAAUAUUAGACAGAAAUACUGUCGUUGUUCUGUCAUCACCUAUUCAUUUUUUAGGAACGAUUAACUCAAUAGAAAUAGUUGAUAUAAGACAAAGACAGGUGAUUCAACAUGUAGACUUGACACUUGAUCUUCUAUACUACCCAUUCUGUUCAAUGUUAUACAUUGAUGAUCAACUUUAUAUCAGUAACCAUUCAGGAAUAACAGUGACGGAUAUAUCUGGGACAACAGACAGGGAAAUAGAGUUAGGAUUCACACCAAGAGAUAUGUGCUAUGAUACUAAGGCAACACGUAUUUACUGUAUUGACGGUUCAGAGAACAAACUGAUUUGUAUUGAUAGAGAUGGUAACACAAUAUUUACAUUUACCGAUACUGGUCUAACAAAUGCAGAACAUCUUGCCAUAGACAAUGAAGGUUAUGUACUUAUUUUGUGUCUUGAUGAUAAUGUAAACGAAUUCAAAGUUCACAGGAUAUGUCCCGACGGAAAGUCUAGUGAGGUAAUUAUAACAGGGACAUACAAUGACACAUAUAGAUAUUGUCUUUCAAGUAUUUGUUUUCAGGAAGAGUCAGAUGAAGUGGUCAUUGGAAUAGAAAAAAAAGUAUACACUUACAAAAAUAAUGAGAGAAUUAAACCUAAAGUAUUUGAGUGAGACACACAAUGUCGUUUCUCCCACACAUUACACAUGUAUGUCAGACAUAUACAUAGGAAUCAUUGUGUGAUUAUACAUGUAUGUGUAUAUAUAUUGUAUGUACUGAGCAAAAUAAACAUGAGAUAUUCCUGUCAACAUGGUCAAUGCGGAUUGAACGCUUCCAAAUCGACCAACUAUGAAACACGUUUUAUUAGGAUCAUUUACAAGCCCAAACUCAAUCUCCAGCACAGUUGACUUAGGGUAUUGAACUUUAAGUAUAUAAAGACCCUUAAGUCUUAUCUCUUCCGUGGAUAAACAAAUAUAGUUCACCGUACGGACUUCAACAACGAGCAAAACCCAUACCCCAAUUAAGACAGGUUUGUUUUAUUGGUUUGCCCAGUUUAGAUUUUCUAGGUUUUCCAUUCUUUAACGCGUUUAAUUGUCUUAACUGGUUGAAGAUUUUAAUGCACAUGGAAAAUUCUUCGAUCAGUUUAUAUGUUUAUACAGUUUAAAUUUUAAGUGCUAUAUUUAUUUUAAGGAUGUGCUUAGGUGAAAUUAAAAAAAUCUAGAAUUUAAAAUUGAUACUAUAAGUCAGAAGAGUAUAAUUUUGUUAAGGAACAAAAUAAGCUUAAAAUAUUGAUAGGUUAUGGAGCUCCCUUUCGAGAUAUUUGAUUUUUUUUAAAUGGCGGAAAAGGCUGACUCGGACUUUUACCUUAUAUUUGUAUUGGUAUUAUUUGGGUCUCAAAUCGAAAGAAAACAAAUCUAGAAUCUGCUUAAAUUUUGGUAAAUGACCUUUUAUUGAAGUCUUAUAUGACAAGAAAAAUGGGUGUUAUGGGGCAAAAUAUUUUACCCUGUAUCGUAAGAAAAAAACCAAGGAGUCCGAACAUCUGACAAAAAAUCCUAAACCUGACCUAAGGUUAAUUUUUUUUUUCUGUAUUUUAAAUCUGAACGGCUACAUUUUUAUAUAUACUUAGUAUUUUACAGACUUAGUUUCCAAGGUUGAUGUUUUCAUGAGCUAGUCUUUUUUUAAAUAAUAAUCAUUAUUAAUGUCUUUCUAAGUUUAAAUUUUUUGGGGAAGAAUCUGACGCUUUAACGAAAAGAGUUCGAGAAAUAUUGUACAAUUAAGUAUUUCCCUUCGUCAUGUUCAUGUAAAUAGUUACGUUUAUUUUUUUUUUAUAUUUUCACAAUUUGUAGGGGUUUUUUUUUUUGUGUGUGUUGUAUUUACCAUUUAUAUUAACGAUGUAUAUGCUAUGUAAACAGUUUUUAAAUCAAAAUGUUUUUUUUUUUAUUUUAUUGAAAUAUCAUAUAAACGUAAUACGGAAGUCUUGGAGUGACAUGCAAAAAUAAAAUUACAACUCGUGCGCUCGAGUAACACAACUUGUGUGCACGAGUUACUAACUUGUGCGCACGAGUUAUACGUAUUCUAAUUGAAAUGCGCACAUUUGCUUAGAAGUCUAAUAAAUUCCUGCUUAGACAGGGCGCUGAAAAACGUCCAUUUUUCAUUUUUCAAAAUUAAAUAAUGAAUAGUAAAGUUAAUGAAUAACGAAAUAGUUUAUAUUUCAAUAUUCUAGUUGAAAAGUGAACAAUGAACUAGAUCAUUUAUUAUUAGACUGUGGAACUAUCCUGUAAUUGUGAAUUCUCUAGGUUUUUUUUAUGUCAAUCUACAUAUUUUCAAAUUUAUUUAUAAAAACAUAUUUGCAAACUA